AUGCAACGACACGCGCUCCUCUUCUCGACGAUCCUCAUCGUCUCUUCAUCGCGAGCAGAGAUUUGCGCCACGCCGGACUCCAAGGAAGGCAUCUGCUACGACAUCUUCCAAUGCCCCACGGUUAAGCAUCUCUUUCAGAAGGAGGAACUCAGCGUGGAAGAUGUUAAAUUCUUGAGACGUUCCCGAUGUUCCGGAGAAUUACUCAUCUGCUGCCAAAUAUCGAAUCGCACUCUGGAAUACGAAUUACCAGAGAAACCGUACAAAGUGCAGGUUGAGAUCAGGCAAGACGAGAAAGAGGACAUUCUACCAGCGAAAUGCGGAGAGCAAAAUAUCCUCGACGACAAAAUCAUCGGCGUUUUGGCCAGCAUCGAUGAAUACCCAUGGAUGGCUCUACUCAAAUACCAAACAGAUCAAGGAAGUGGAUAUGCUUGUGGAGGAGCUUUGAUAAGCAUGCGUUACGUGCUGACCGCUGCACAUUGCAUCGUCGGAAUGUUUGGAAAACCGAUUGCUGUAAACUUGGGGGAGUACGAUUUGAGCACCGAGAGGGAUUGCUCUUACGAUUACAGCGAUGAAGGGGAGUGCGCUGGUCCUCGCCAGGAAAUUCCGAUCGAAUCCAUAGACGUUCAUCCAGAAUACAGGAGACAGAACAAGAACAAGCUGCACGACAUCGCCCUCAUUCGAUUGCAGAGGGUCGCAAUGUAUACCAGUAGGUACCAUCUUCUAUACAAUCCAAU
Nicrophorus vespilloides is the source of this 734-nucleotide messenger RNA. Its product is annotated as serine protease easter-like. NCBI's taxonomy places the organism in Eukaryota, Metazoa, Arthropoda, Insecta, Coleoptera, Silphidae. Gene Ontology annotation, molecular function: serine-type endopeptidase activity. The transcript has 4 exons. Gene Ontology annotation, biological process: proteolysis. The annotation marks the transcript as partial. The record is from RefSeq and is a predicted model, not a curated record.